Lodderomyces theae is the source of this 792-nucleotide messenger RNA. RefSeq names its product Elongator subunit. Lineage: Eukaryota; Fungi; Ascomycota; Pichiomycetes; Serinales; Debaryomycetaceae. The transcript has a single exon. Gene Ontology annotation, biological process: tRNA wobble uridine modification. Gene Ontology annotation, cellular component: elongator holoenzyme complex. The record is from RefSeq and is a predicted model, not a curated record. Bases 1 to 792 code for a protein of 263 amino acids.
AUGUCCGUUCCAAGCCAAGAUUUGGUGUUUUUCAAGAACCACUCGUUGAUAGACGACUCGAUCUUAUCAUCAAGAACAAAAUCAUAUUUAUCCACCAUUACUCAUACACAGGGUACCAAUCCAAGCUGGCUAGUAAAUUCCCUUAUUGAAAAUGGGAUUUUUGGAACGGCCUCUUCUGUCAAUCAAGACUUGAAGAAGCGAGCCAAAUUGGGUAAGGUUGUGCUAUUCAGUUUUCUCCAUGAUGAAAAUCAUUACACCAAAGGUGUUCGCAAAAAUGGUGUCAAUUUACUUGAUUCAAACUUUGAGUUUGUUGAUUGUUUCUCUGGUCUUUUUACUGAAAAGAUUAGUGAUCCCGCAAAUGCAUCCAACGAUUUACGCAAUCUUUUCAAUGUGGACAUUGAAGAGAGAUCUGUGGUUAUUGUUGAAGCACCAGAGGUACUACUUUAUUCGACAAGCAUAAGCAGUAAUGACUUAUUAUCAAUGUUGCUAAAACUAAACAAAAAAGCUAGUCAGCUAUUUGUGGUUGUUUCCAAAGACGAGCAGCUUGUUGACUACAAUGCCCACGACAUGCUCGAUCCAGCCUUCAAGAUCACAGAUUUUAUAACAAAACUACUAUUUAGAUCACAUUUGAACAUUACGUUGGAGCCUUUGGCCACUGGAAGAGCCAAGGACAUUACUGGUAGCAUUGUGGUAUCAAAGGGAGCAAUUCCCUACGAUGAUCUAAUAGUGGAAGAAAAGAGUUAUGUCUACCACAUUACCAAAGAUGCCAAUGUUAAAGUUUUCUAUCGCUAA